AAAGACUUUCUUGAAGUCGGAACCGUGAGGGGAUCCUGACUGACAGAAAGUUAGAGGCACCAAGAAGCCCGAGGAUUCUCACUGAACUCUGGGAACUGCUUUAAAGAAACUAGAGUACCAAAGAAGACCUAGGAGGUGUGAGAAUCUCUGCAGCUGGGGCCAAAAUGUCAUUCAUAGAUCCUUAUCAGCACAUUAUAGUGGAACACCAGUAUUCCCAUAAAUUCACGGUUGUGGUUCUAAGUGCCACCAAAGUAACCAAGGGGACCUUUGGUGAUAUGCUUGACACUCCAGAUCCUUAUGUGGAACUCUUCAUCUCUACAACCCCUGACAGCAGGAAGAGAACAAGACACUUCAAUAAUGACAUAAACCCUGUGUGGAAUGAGAGCUUUGAGUUCAUUUUGGAUCCUAAUCAGGAGAAUGUUUUGGAGAUCACAUUGAUGGAUGCCAAUUACAUCAUGGAUGAAACCUUAGGCACAGCUACAUUUCCUGUAUCUUCUAUGAAGGUGGGAGAGAAGAAAGAAGUCCCUUUUGUUUUCAACCAAGUCACUGAAAUGAUUCUGGAAAUGUCUCUUGAAGUUUGCUCAUGCCCGGACCUACGGUUCAGCAUGGCUCUGUGUGAUCAGGAGAAAGCUUUCAGACAACAGAGGAAAGAGAACAUAAAGGAGAACAUGAAGAAACUCUUGGGUCCAGAAAAGAGUGAGGGGCUAUAUUCCACACGUGAUGUCCCUGUGGUGGCCAUUUUGGGUUCAGGUGGGGGUUUCCGGGCCAUGGUGGGAUUCUCUGGUGUGAUGAAGGCGCUGUAUGAAUCAGGGAUUUUGGACUGUGCUACCUACAUUGCUGGUCUUUCAGGCUCCACAUGGUACAUGUCAACCUUGUACUCUCACCCUGAUUUUCCAGAAAAAGGCCCAGAGGAGAUUAAUGAAGAGCUAAUGAAAAACGUUAGCCACAACCCUCUCUUACUUCUCACACCACAAAAAAUUAAGAGAUAUGUUGAUUCUUUAUGGAAGAAGAAAAGUUCUGGCCAACCUGUUACCUUUACUGACAUCUUUGGGAUGUUAAUAGGAGAAACACUAAUUCAAAACAGAAUGAACACGACCUUGAGUAGUUUGAAGGAAAAGGUCGAUGCAGCUCGGUGCCCCUUGCCUCUCUUCACCUGCCUCCACGUCAAACCUGAUGUGUCAGAGCUGAUGUUUGCUGAUUGGGUUGAAUUUAGUCCAUAUGAGAUUGGCAUGGCAAAAUAUGGUACCUUUAUGGCUCCUGACCUAUUUGGAAGCAAGUUUUUUAUGGGAACGGUUGUGAAAAAAUACGAAGAGAACCCCUUGCAUUUCUUAAUGGGUGUCUGGGGCAGUGCCUUUUCCAUACUGUUCAACAGAGUCCUGGGAGUUUCUGGGUCACAAAACAAAGGCUCUACAAUGGAGGAGGAAUUAGAGAAUAUUACGGCAAAGCACAUUGUGAGUAAUGACAGUUCUGACAGUGAUGAUGAGGCCCAAGCACCCAAAGGCACAGAGAACGAAGAGGCCGAAAGAGAGUACCAAAAUGACAACCAAGCAAGCUGGGUCCAUCGGAUGCUGAUGGCCUUGGUGAGUGACUCAGCUUUGUUCAAUACCCGAGAAGGCCGCGCAGGGAAGGUGCACAACUUCAUGUUGGGCUUGAAUCUCAACACGUCCUAUCCACUGUCUCCUUUGAGAGACCUCACCCCCCAGGAUUCCUUCGAUGACGAUGAACUCGAUGCAGCCGUAGCAGAUCCAGAUGAAUUUGAACGAAUAUAUGAACCACUAGAUGUCAAAAGUAAAAAGAUUCAUGUUGUAGACAGCGGGCUCACUUUUAACCUGCCGUAUCCCUUGAUUCUACGACCUCAGAGAGGUGUGGAUCUCAUCAUCUCCUUUGACUUCUCUGCAAGGCCAAGUGACACAAGCCCUCCUUUCAAGGAACUUCUACUUGCAGAGAAGUGGGCUAAAAUGAACAAGCUCCCCUUCCCAAAGAUUGACCCUUAUGUGUUUGAUCGGGAAGGGUUAAAGGAGUGCUAUGUGUUUAAACCCAAGAAUCCUGAUGUGGAGAACGAUUGCCCUACCAUUAUCCACUUCGUUCUGGCCAACAUCAACUUCAGAAAGUACAAGGCCCCAGGUGUUCCAAGGGAAACCAAAGAGGAGAAAGAAAUAGCUGACUUUGACAUUUUUGAUGACCCUGAGUCGCCAUUUUCAACCUUCAACUUUCAGUAUCCAAAUCAAGCCUUCAAAAGGCUACAUGAUCUCAUGUACUUCAACACGCUGAACAACAUUGACGUGAUAAAAGACGCCAUUGUUGAGAGUAUUGAGUACAGAAGACAGAAUCCAUCUCGUUGCUCUGUUUCCCUGAGUAAUGUCGAGGCAAGAAAAUUCUUCAACAAGGAGUUCCUAAGUAAACCCACGGCGUAGUCUGUGUGCUGCAAAGAUCAAGCUGUUUGGAUCAUGACGAUUGGAGUCAAGAGCGAUUUAGAGAUCGUCUUACUGAGCAUAAGAGACUGGCUAGCACUCAGAGUUACAGCGAUUUAGCUGCGUGUUGGGUGGAAAAUGGUGUUGGUUAUGUAAUUCUUAGCAACAGUUUGUGUCAGUAUGAACUUUCUGACAUAAGCAGAGGGAUAUAUACUGUAUUUUAAACAUUCCUCACCAACCUUUUUUUUUAACCUGUACUUAUACAUAUAUAUAUAUAAAUGUGGUUUUCUUUUUUAAAAUAUUUAAUAGUUUAGCUCAGUAAGUAAGGCUUCCCAUUGUGUGUGAAUGUUAUUCACAAACUAGAUUUGUUCAUGCCAUGAUACAACACUAUUUUUUAUUUAAGGAUUCAUAUGUACACAUAUGAAAUAAAAAUCUUUGAUGUACAAACUA
This is a messenger RNA of Peromyscus eremicus (cactus mouse), 2861 nucleotides long. RefSeq names its product phospholipase A2 group IVA (gene Pla2g4a). Bases 165 to 2414 code for a protein of 749 amino acids. Gene Ontology annotation, cellular component: nucleus; Golgi apparatus; cytosol. NCBI's taxonomy places the organism in Eukaryota, Metazoa, Chordata, Mammalia, Rodentia, Cricetidae. The record is from RefSeq and is a predicted model, not a curated record. Gene Ontology annotation, molecular function: calcium ion binding; calcium-dependent phospholipid binding. The transcript is spliced from 18 exons. Gene Ontology annotation, biological process: glycerophospholipid catabolic process.